Messenger RNA from Siniperca chuatsi (mandarin fish), 5818 nucleotides. RefSeq names its product fatty acyl CoA reductase 1 (gene far1). Gene Ontology annotation, molecular function: alcohol-forming very long-chain fatty acyl-CoA reductase (NADP+) activity. Lineage: Eukaryota; Metazoa; Chordata; Actinopteri; Centrarchiformes; Sinipercidae. The transcript is spliced from 13 exons. The record is from RefSeq and is a predicted model, not a curated record. Gene Ontology annotation, biological process: long-chain fatty-acyl-CoA metabolic process. Bases 236 to 1810 code for a protein of 524 amino acids. Gene Ontology annotation, cellular component: peroxisome.
UCACCUGAAGCAGUUUUUAUGCAGGCGAAGUGAAAUACGGAGGAGCGAGACGUCUCUUUUCACCAUAUCCGUCCCGCUGACGUCACGGCGGUCCAUUUAUCCGCCCAGGCUGCUGACUGGCUUCCUGCACUCCGUCGCUUGUAACAGUGCACGCUGCUGCUCCGCCACACAACAGCCUACCAAGUUAAAGAGCCGGCGAAACAUCGACAUUUCGGGUGGAGCGGUGCUGAGCUCAAUGAACAGGACUGCCGACAUCAUGGUGAACAUCCCAGAAUUCUAUGCAGGGAAAAAUGUGCUGAUCACUGGAGCAACAGGCUUCAUGGGCAAGGUGCUGCUGGAGAAGCUGCUGAGGUCCUGCCCAGGAGUCAAAGCUGUCUAUGUGAUGGUCCGGUCAAAAGCUGGUCAGAGCCCUCAGGCCCGCAUCGCUGACAUGAUCAACAGCAAGUUGUUUGAAAGAUUGCAAGACGAGCAACCAGGCUUUGCAGAGAAGAUCAUAGCAGUGAAGAGCGACCUCACACAGCCAGAUCUGGACCUGAGUAAAGAGGAUCAGAGCAUCUUGGCUGAAAACAUUAACAUCGUUUUCCACUGUGCUGCCACCAUCCGAUUUAAUGAGCCACUCAAAGAUGCAAUGCAGCUGAAUGUCCUGGCCACCCAGAAGAUACUGGCAUUGGCCCACAGGAUGAAGCACCUGGAGAUCUUCAUUCAUAUCUCCACAGCCUACGCCAACUGUGACAGAGAGCUCAUUGAGGAAAUCGUUUACCCUCCCCCCAUAGACUACCGCAGACUCAUCGAUUCUCUGGACUGGAUGGAUGACGAUCUGGUGUCUGCUCUGACUCCCAAGCUGAUCGGGGAGCGUCCCAACACCUACACCUUCACCAAAGCCUUGGCUGAGUAUAUGGUGCAGCAGGAGGCCGGAGAUCUCAACGUAGCCAUCAUCAGACCAUCCAUAGUAGGAGCAAGCUGGAAAGAGCCCUUCCCAGGUUGGAUUGAUAACUACAAUGGACCUAGUGGAAUAUUCAUUGCAGCUGGUAAGGGGAUCCUGCGUACGAUGAGAGCGUCUAAUGAUGCUGUGGCUGACCUGGUGCCUGUGGACGUAGUCAUCAACGCCACACUGGCUGCUGCUUGGUACUCUGGAUCACAGACACUCAACAGGCCUAGAAACAUCCUGGUUUACAACUGCACAACUGGUGGGAUCAACCCGUUUCACUGGGGGGAAGUCGAGUACUGUAUAAACAUGACCUUCAAGACCAAUCCCUUAGAGCAGGCCUUCAGAAGGCCCAAUGUCAAUCUGCGCUCCAACCCCUUUACUAAUCAGUAUUGGACCACUGUCAGCCACACGCUGCCAGCACUGCUCUAUGACGGCUAUCUCAGGCUGACAGGCCGCAAGCCCCGGAUGAUGAAGACCAUCACUCGCCUCCACAAAGCCAUGAUGGUCCUGGAGUAUUUCACCAGUCACUCUUGGGUGUGGAACACUGACAACGUAGCCAUGCUAAUAGCUCAGAUGAAUGCCGAGGAUAAGAAGGUGUUUAAUUUUGAUGUGCGUCAGUUGCACUGGGCGGAGUACAUGGAAAGUUACUGUAUGGGCACCAAAAAAUACGUCCUCAAUGAAGAGCUGUCAGGCCUGCCUGCUGCACGCAAACACCUCAACAAGCUGAGGAACAUCCGCUAUACCUUCAACACCAUCCUGGUGGUGCUCAUCUGGCGCGUCUUCAUCGCCCGAUCCCAGAUGGCCAGAAACAUCUGGUACUUUGUGGUGAGCCUCUGCUUCAAAUUCCUCUCUUACUUCAGAGCUUCCUCCACCAUGAGAUAAUGAGCCUGGGGCGCAGAGGGGCGAAGAAAUAAGGAAACACUGGCUGUGGAUGAUGAGAGGUGCCUGAUCUCAAAACCCUUAAAAUGGUACCAUGCUGUCUGUCUCUGACCCCCGUGUUUGCCCUGACACUCUAGGAUUAAAUGGAACCAUUAAACCCAUGAUCAGAGCUACUGGACGAACCUGGAGUCCACAGCGGUCUAAAUGUUGCAUAUCUCAGAUCUAUCUAACCCGAUCUCUAGCAUUUCAUAAAACACAGAGGGCAUGGAUUUAUCGCCCUCAUUUUCUGCAUUUCCAGUCAAUUCAGUCCUCCUCUGGUGCCAGCUUUACUCUGCAGUCUUUAAGCUCCAGGGCACCCAAACCUGCUCCAUCUCAUCUUUCUGCUCGCCUGGCUGCCUGCCUGCAAAACAAAGCUAUGCAUGGGAUAAUGCUCUGCUGCAAAUAUCUUCAGCUGGUUUUGAGUCAGUCCAGGCUUCCUCUUCUGUUAAUGUAAUCUUUCACUGAAGAAUAACUAACUACUCCAACCAUGUAGAUUAUAUUUCUCUGCUGUCACCUGAAAAGAGAAAUCCUUUUUUUUUUUUUUUUUUUUUUUUUCCCUUCCUUGAUUGUGUGUGGUUCUUGUCAGUUUUAAGGCAUAUUGAAAUGCUAAAUAAACCUGUUUUCAAAAAUGUAUAAUAAGCUGGAUUUUCUAGGGUUUUCAUCUGACAGAAGCUUUUGCUAGACAAAGCAUAAACUACACUCAGCUUCUGGGGCACUGGUGUCGGUUUUGCACAUUUGGUUGGAGGCAAUUGAAGGAUGAUUCUGUACUGACUCAGUGAAGGCUUAAACUCUGUCUUGCCCUCCUAACCCCAUCCGCAAGACCAAAGCCAUUUUAACCAAUGUUUGACAGUUGCCCUGACAGCUUGGUGUAGAGAGAAAGUUGAUAUUGCAGGGGUAGGGAGUGUUAUUUGAAAAUUCAUGCCCCACCCAAGAGUUGUCAUUGUCUUUCACUCCUCCUGCUUGGCAAAGACACACUCAACAACAGUGCACUCCUGCUGUAUGUCCCCAGUGGACCGCAGUGGCUAGUUCCCUAGUUCUGACCAAGCACAAUGUAGAUUGUAAUAUGAUGGCUUUAUCCAGUGCCUACAAACUGAUUAUUAUUGCAUCAGCAGAUCUUGCAAAUCAAGCUUCUACAGGUUCCUUUUUUUUUUUUUUUUUUUUUUCAUGUUUGAAAGUAAUUAGUGACGGUCUUGAAGCUAUUUUUGCCAAAAUACCUCUUAGCUUACAGACUCGUAGCUCAGUAGAGGAUGAGACAGGUGGAGUUGAGAGGAGAAAUAUUGGCAAAUUUUGCUUCUUUUUCUCCAAUACACUUUACGUCUAAACUCUUUCAGUACUGUUUAACAUAUUGAGUCAUGGAUAUAUACACUGUAGGUGAUGACUCGUAUCCAUUGGUCUUUGUUAGCACACUACUUUUCAGGUAGCUCUAAUUGUAGCUCACCAUCUUUUGUGAGAGGUUUUGUUUCGUGACUAAUCAAGUGUGUGAUAAAGUAACUUUUUAUGGGUUGUUGUUUCUGUCAUGUUACUUUUUCAUUUACUAUCUUUCUUGCUUCUGUAAAUACAGACAUGCAGAAUUUGUCAUGUGCUCAUGCUGUUUAUAACCUGCUGUUAAGCUCUUGGACCAUUCUGUUGCCUUCAUCAUUCUGUCUUGCUACACAAGAAAUUUGCCUUUUCAGACAAGAAAUGUUGGCUUGUUACAGAAUUGGCAACAUGAGCUGACUGCAUGUUUUUUCCAACAAAUUUCUCUGGGUUUUUAUAGGAGUUAACCCUCAUUGCCAUAUUAAGUCGUCAAUUUACAUACCUGAGGUUUACCUGUGCACUUUGUCGUAUUUGUCUUGUCUGUUACCUAUUUCUCGAGCACACUGCAAUGUUUGAAGAAGCAGGGUGUGACAGUGUGCUUAUCUUUCGAUGUGCUUGCAUGUCUUCUCAGAGUGUCUUAGGCCAUAGCAACUUCAAACACCUACAUGUACGUCAUGUGAAUGUCCUGGAUUCAUUAAGGGUCUUUUUCACUCUCUCUCAGCAUGAGCCAUUUUACAUCAUGUGACUUGGUUGAAAGAUACACCCUUUUGGAAAGACGUGUGCAAGUGUGAAUUGUGCCUGAACUUUUUUCAAUGUUCUAACAAUGUGAAAAGAGAGCAAUCAGAUCUAUGUUUUCUAAUUAUUUUGUGUACAGCUCUAUUUAGGUAGACUUCAAAAUAAAAUGAAACAGAUGUAUUUUUAUGCUAAUGACAUUGCGUGGCUAUUUUACUGACAAAGCUAAAUGAAGCAACGUCAGCUGCUGUAAAUACUUCAAAAGGUAAAUAUGUAAACACAAGUGCAGUAUGUUCAUAGCUGAAUUUAAGUUGCUUGUCAUUUGUCUUCACUGUAUUUGUAUGUGUACCUUUUUUUUUUUCUUUUUUUUUCUCUCUGAAUGUAAUAGAAUAACAGCCUGACUUCAUUUGUAUAGCCAGAAUCUUCCUGACUCCUGAAACAAGAAAUUAACAAUACUGUAAUUGCCUGUAAUUUUAAUAUUAAGCAGGUGUUUGUUCUUUGGAGUGCCGUGUGAUACAUUUUUGUUGUUGUAACUCCAUUUCCUUGUGACGGUGCGAUGAUUAGGUCAGUUUUGUGAUGGUGAAUGGCUGUCAUGCUCCUGUUUAAGGUGGGGUGGGGGGGUAAGGACAUGUCUCAUUCUUCAAACGUGUUGUGAUUUGAGAAGUGAGGGCGAUGAACGGGUCUUUAAUGUUCUUUUACUUCUUGGUAUCAGGGACUACAAUGGUUUAUUCAUCAAACAGGGCAUUAUACACAAGCAACAUUAGCAUUAACUCUGCUCCGAACAAAUCCUAAAUAGUCACAUUGAUCCAUUAUUCAAAUCACUGAAAGCCCCUGAAAACAUGGUUUUGUUUUAAAUUUGUUUGACUAAAUACGUUAAAGGAAUAGUUCAACAUUUUGGGAAAUACACUUAAUUGCUUUCUUGCAGAGAGCUAGAUGAGAAGAUUGAUGCAACUCCUGCAUCUGUCUGUUAAAUAUGAAGCUAUAGCCAGCAGCUGCUUAGUAUAAAGACUGGAAGCAGGAUGAAACUGCUAGCCUGGUUCUGUCCAAAGGUAACAAAUCUGCCUACCAGCACCUCUAAAGCUCACUAAUUAGUUUCUCAACUGAUUGCCUUGCAACCUCACGGUGACAAGAAGACCCCCUCCCCCCCCAAUAACACCGCAAAGUGUUAUGUGUAAAUACAGAAAUAUCUUGUGAAAUAACCAAAACUGUUCCACCUUUGGCAGAAAAUGUUGUGGCCAUGUAAAACCCUGUCUCACAGUAAAAGCUGGCUGACUGAGAAAAUAGUUUUACUGGGCCUUUUUAAGGAAACUUCAUUUUGAAUAAUGGAUCACAGCUUUUGGAACUCUCAUUUGGAUUUGUAUUAGAAAUUAUGCAUAUAGAGAGAUAUUAAGAUAUUACGUAUCUUCUUUCGUUCCAUCAGGAUUUUGUAGGACUAAAUGCUCUUUUCUUAUGGUUUAUUUAAAAACUGUUUUCAUGAAGUUGAAAUGUUACCAGUCUCCUUCGUGUUUCAGAUUCGAUCUUCGGUGUAUUGAUCUUUUGCAUCAAAGUGGGAGUAUUGGGGUUUUGGGUUUUUUACUUUUCUGGCUUUUUGUUUUCAUGACUCAAAGAUUAUGUUUGCUUUUUUUUUUUUUUUUUUUUUUUUUUUUUUUUUUUACAUAGUCAACACACCAUGGGUCCAUAUGCUUAGGCUGUACUAGAAUGCAAAUAAUUUUUUCUUCUGAAGUUGUGAUUGCAUUCAGACUGGUUAUAGUGUCCAUGUUCACUUUUAAAUAUGUUGUUCAUGUGGUGACAAUUGUUUCAUCGCUCUCACUUUUAUGCAGUGUGGUUUCAGAAGGAGAAAAAGGAGUUCUUGCCACAGUCAUUGUCAAUGUGAAACUCCAAAAACAAAUCAAUGGGUGCCUUUUGUUUGCAAACCAAAAAGAAGGAAUAAACUAUUUAAUCCUC